AUGAGCCAGUGCUUGGUACCUGUGUUUGGGUGCCACGGAUGGGACGUUACAACAGUCGAAGGUAUCGGCAGCCACCACAAAGGCUACCACCCCUUGCAGGUGUUGCUGGCUUCAUACAAUGGUUCCCAGUGUGGAUACUGCUCCCCUGGAAUGGUCAUGAACAUGUACAGUUUAGCAGAAAAUAAAUCAACGAAUCUGACAAAAAAAGGAAUUGAACAAUCUUUUGAUGGCAACAUAUGUCGAUGUACAGGAUAUCGUCCAAUUUUAGAAGCCUUCAAAACUCUUGCUACUGACAGUGAAAAGCAACUUAAGUGUCAAGACAUUGAGGAUAUGCUGAAUGACUGCCUGAGUAAUUCCAAAUUCCCCAAAAGAUGUAAUAGUGCUGAGGAAUGUAAAUAUAGUUGUGUAUUGAAAACUCAGAAUGCAGAACCACAACAAGUAUCAACUGUUUCAGAUUUAAUUCUGGUAAAUUCAGCAGUUGGCAAAUGGUAUCGUGCUACAACAAAGAAUGAAAUUUUUGAUAUUCUCAAAAGUAUUGGAGGAGAAACUUAUCGAUUUGUUGCAGGAAAUACUGCUCAAGGUGUUUACAAAGAUGAAACCACGUACCAAAACUUGAUAGAUAUCAGUUGUGUGCCAGAACUGAAAACAUUUGAUGUUAGCAGUGAACAACUAACUAUAGGAGUGAACUUGAGUCUGUCAGAACUGAUUCUCCUCUUACGGUCCUGCAGCAGUUCCUCACAGUUUCACUACACAGCAGCACUGGCUGACCAUAUAGCUCUUGUUGCUAAUCUGCCUGUUAGGAAUGUUGGUACUUUAGCAGGCAAUCUGUGUAUCAAGAAGCUUCACCCUGACUUCCCAUCUGAUUUAUUUGUGAUACUGGAGACAGUUGGUGCAAAAUUAUUAUUUGAAUCAGAAACCGGGAAUAUCCAGUCAACCAGCAUGACUGAGUUCCUGUCAAUGGAUAUAAACAAGGUGCUGCUGACUCAUGUGGUGCUCCCUGCGUUAGACAACACAACAUACGUAUUCAACACUUUCAAGAUAAUGCCUCGCACGAAGAAUGCCUAUGCCUAUGUAAAUGCUGGAUUCCUAUUCAAAGUUGACAAAGAAGCCAAAUUCAGAGUUUUAGAAAAACCUUCAAUAGUGUUUGGAGGAAUUUCUCCCACUUUUGUUCAUGCUUCUGAAACAGAAAAGCUGAUUGAGUCAUUGGGCAAUGAAGGCAAGGGAUUACUUGAGGAGGAUGUGUUGAAGUUUGCUUUAGAAUCCUUGGAGAAAGAAAUCAAACCAGUGCCAAUGCCACCUGUAGCAGACCCCAAGUAUAGGGCUGGUUUGGCUGUGGCUUUGUUUUAUAAGUGUAUGUUGAGCCUGUCUCCACAGUCAGUAGCACCUCAGUACCGCAGUGGAGCUACUAUGCUCAGUCGGCCAGUCUCCUCGUCCAAACGACAAUAUGACACCGACAAAACUGUCUGGCCUGUCAAUAAACCUGUGACUAAGGUAGAAGCAAUAUACCAAUGCUCAGGGGAAGCUCAGUAUGUGGAUGACAUACCUGAACUGCCUGGAGAGCUGCACGGAGCUCUGGUGCUCACUACAGUUGGCCAAGGAACGAUCACUUCCAUCGACUCCAGCCAAGCUAUGAGCUUGCCAGGUGUGGUUGCCUUUUACUCUGCCAAAGACAUCCCUGGAGUAAACAGUUUCACCUCUGGCUUUCCUGAUGAUGAACCCGUUUUCUGUGAUGACAAGGUAUUGUACUGUGGCCAGCCUGUGGGAUUGGUGGUGGCUGAGACUCAGAGCCUGGCAAAAAGAGCUGCUGCCAUGGUCCAGAUCCAGUAUUCCAAUGUCACAUCUCCUGUCCUCGAUAUGAAGCUGGUCAUCGCUAACAGUGAUGCUGCACGUAUAGUCCAACAAGCAGAGAUUACCCCAGCAGUCUCCUCAGAUACUGGAGAGGAGACAAUUAGUGUUGAGGGUUCUGUAGAUCUACAUGAACAGUAUCAUCUAACCAUGGAGCUGCAAACCUGCGUGUGUGUGCCCAUUGAGGACGGUUUAGACCUUUACUCCAGCACUCAGUGGAUGGAACAUGUACACAAUGCAGUAUCUAGAGUCUUAGCAAUGCCUGCACACAGGAUUAACAUGAAGGUGCGUCGUCUAGGAGGAGGUUAUGGUGCUAAACUGACCAGAUCUACUUGGGUUGCAACACAGUGUGCUGUUGCAGCAAAAUUGUCUAAUCGGCCUGUACGGCUUGUACUAAACCUGCAAACUAAUAUGGAGACUAUGGGCAAACGUUACAGUUGUUUCACUAACUAUAAGGCAAAUGUUAACAAAACAACUGGUAAAAUUGUACAUUUGGAGGGAAGCCUGUAUGAGGAUGCAGGUUGGUCAGAGAAUGACCCAGUGGUGGAAGGCACAUUGGCCAUGUUACCUAGUGCAUACGAUGCCUCCACAUGGAAUGUUAAGGGCAGUAUUGUCAAAACAGACAAGGCAUCCAAUACCUGGUGUAGAUCUCCAGGCUCAACAGAAGCUAUAGGUACAAUAGAAGUAAUAAUGGACAAUAUUGCGUGCACUACGGGGUUGGAUCCAAUCCAAGUCAGGUUGGCCAACAUGGUGAUGUCAGAAUCCAGCCCAAUACCUGCCAUGGUCGAAGAGUGGAGAAAACUGACUGACUACGAUGCCAGAUUAGAAGAGAUAAAUAAAUUCAAUCAAGAAAACUGUUGGAAGCAGCGUGGUAUCAGCUUAGUACCCAUGACGUACAAACUGUUUCUGGCCAGUAGAUACAAUGCUGCAGUCACAAUAUACGCUGUUGAUGGCACAGUGGCUGUCACACAUGGUGGUAUAGAGUGUGGUCAAGGCAUUAACACCAAGGUUGUGCAGGUGUGUGCCUAUGGUCUGGGUAUUGACAUGUCCCUAAUACAAGUGAAGCCCACUGAUAUCCUUACCUCACCCAACAACGAAGGCACAGGAGGCAGCGUGUCCAGCGAAUCUGUGUGUUUUGCAGUCAUGGAAUGCUGCAAGAAGUUGCAGGAAAGGCUGGAACCUAUCCGUAAACUUUUGCCAGCCAACUACUCUUGGCAGGACCUCAUACAGAAGGCAUACUCAGAGCAAGUCAAGCUUAAUGCCACCUACUUGUUCACCCUUAAAGACAAUGUCAAGGACUAUGACAUUUUUGGUGUAACGGUAGCUGAAGUCGAGGUGGACAUACUCACAGGGCAACAUCAGGUGACAAGAGUAGACAUUCUUGAAGAUGCAGGAGUCAGUCUAAGCCCUGAAGUUGAUGUAGGGCAAGUGGAAGGUGCGUUUGUGAUGGGGCUGGGGUACUACACCCUGGAGAAUCUGCUGUACAGCCAACAGGGGGCACUGCUCACCAAUCGGACCUGGAACUACUAUCCACCGGGACCAUUAGAUAUCCCAAUUGAUUUCCGCAUUCAACUGAGAAAAAACGCUCCCAAUCCAUUAGGAGUUUUGCGUUCCAAAGCGACAGGAGAACCCCCCCUGUGUAUGUCAGUGGCUGUACCCUUGGCAGUAUGUCAGGCCCUGAGACUGCCUGCCUCUAGAUCUGGCCCUGGCUCCUUCCUACAGGCUUUCAGUACUCCUUUAUCACCAGAGAAGACAUUUUUAGCUUGCAAGAAUGACAUCAGCUUUUAUAAAUAUUCAUAGAAUGUUUACCAUUAGAUAUUAGUAUUUAAUACCUCUACUGUCCUUGUAUUAGGUUACCCGACAACCCAACAUAUUACCAAUCUAUGUGUUCUUUACAUCUGCUCUCUGAACUGGGAGUAUUUUUUUUAGAUGGCAUGUGAUUUUAGCCAUUUGUGAACGUUUUGUAACAAUAUUGUAUACCAAUUAAACUUCAGCUAAUAUAAAACGUAACUUUUCAGAAUAUUUCAAACAUAGUAAGCAUAUAUCAGAUACAUAUUUUUUCAUUUUUCAUACUUAAGAGGAUCAGAGAAUAAGCAAAAUUGUGACUGUCUCUUAUUUUAGGUUUUGCAUGUCUAGGAGCACUUUUGUUCAAAUGAAUUAUAUUUCCAACACCCCAGUUGAGUUUAUCUUAUUGUCCUGAUCAAGAAAAUAUAUACAUAGAGAAUUGAAUAAAUCUUUAUUCAUGAAAAUAAUUUUAUUAUGCAUAUGAAUGAAGUCAGGUUUAAUUUUUAAAGCUAGUUAAGUCUUGAAAAUUUACUUUUGUCGAAAACCAUCUACUUCUGGUCUUUGUAAACUACUUCCUAUCUUCACUACUUUCAUUGGACUUCAACAAAUAUUUGGAGAAGAUCAUAAGCCAAAUCUGUCCGGCCGUUCUUGAGUUUAGCACUUAGCAAUACAACUGAUGAAUGCAGACUCUGUGGAGAAGCAGAAGAAUCAGCGGAGCAAGUAUUGCUAAGUUUUUUUUUCUGUUGUUUACAAAACUAGGACAAUAUUCACAUAGGUUUAUUUCCAGAAGUCAAAGGAUAUUAUAAAACAUGAGCCCACAAAUCUACUCAGUUUAUGCAGAAGCCUCAGAUUUGAAAGGGAUAAAGCUGCUUAAGGGGGUGCAAAUAAGGUCCUAUUUGGACUAAGUGCUUCAUGGUCCUAGACUCUACCUUAAAUAAAAACACACAUUUAGCAAUUCAUUUUUAUUUAUGAUUAUCGAUUAAGCCUGUGAAUGCCAACAUCCGAUUUUACCGGAUGUCAAAAAUUGACUGAAAAGUGGCAUCGUCUGAUUUUACUGAACGUCAAAAGUUGGCCGAAAAGUGCCAAUGUCCGAUUUUACCGGCCGUUUCAGAAGAAAAUCACUAAAAAUCGAAAACUUUAUAUUUUUAAACUAAUAUUAUAUUAAAUUGUUUGUGAAGAAUUGUUCUUUUCAAGUAUGUUGAUAGUUUAUGAAAUAAUUAAACUGUGCAUUUUUUACUGAAACCUUGCAAAAUACCUUCAAAAGGGCUGGCACUUUUACGUGCACCCACUAGAAAUAUACCUGGCACUUUUCAAUACACCCACUCAAUAAAUACUUGGCACUCAAAGGGUUCAUAUGUUUUGGUUGGCUCCCUGAUAUCAUGAAAACAGUUCUGUAAAUUUUAAUAUAUGUUUCUGUAAAGGACAAAAUUGUAGUUUGGGAAUUAUUUCAUAUUAUAGUUCCAAUUUUCUCAAAUAUAAGAAACAAAACUUAUGUUUUCUGAAAGUUAUUUGAAUGUUAUUACCAUAUAACAAUGUUUUGUAUCUUUGAUAGUAUUUUGUCUCAAUAUUGUAUAGUAAAGAAAGAAAACAUCUGUGUUUUGCGUAAAAUACCAUAAUAGUUUUCAAAUGAAUUUUUAUUCCUGACACAAUAGACAUCUCACGUCAACAGUUUAUUAGGUUUUAGUUUUGUUUAACCUUAAGUCUCAAGGUUCUGAUGAACAGGAUAGAUUCCAAUGAUAUAAUAGGAGACUAUUUAGUUUAUAGAAGUUAUUUAUAGUUGGAGUGUUAUGGAACAAUUUAUUGCAUACUGCAUUUAAAUGUGCCUUAAUUAAACUUAAAUAUUAUUUAUCUGAUAUUACCUUAGUAUUACAUUGUUUUCAGUGUCAUAUAUUUCGUACAUUUUUGUAACAUAUAAGUAGAUUAUUUCAAGAAACCAUGUUUAAAUUAGCUAUGCUAAUAGGAAUUAUAUCCAUAAUUAUACCAAAAGUAUUAUGAAACAUUCUGGUGCUAUGUAUUUUGGUUCAUUAAUAAAGUACUACAAAGAUAAA
Homalodisca vitripennis (glassy-winged sharpshooter) is the source of this 5678-nucleotide messenger RNA. RefSeq names its product xanthine dehydrogenase-like. Bases 1 to 3645 code for a protein of 1214 amino acids. NCBI's taxonomy places the organism in Eukaryota, Metazoa, Arthropoda, Insecta, Hemiptera, Cicadellidae. The transcript is spliced from 25 exons. The record is from RefSeq and is a predicted model, not a curated record. Gene Ontology annotation, molecular function: FAD binding; iron ion binding; oxidoreductase activity.